AUGGGGGGGACCUCGUCAGACCUCUAUCAAAGGGAUACUAUUGCCUCCUACUGCCGCUGUCAUAGCAUCACACCUCAGCACUACCUCUCCAAGCUGCUCACAGCCUACAGAGUAGAAAACAGAGUGCCUGGAGCCGGGCUACACAAGUACGUGGAAAGACCUCAGGAAGCAAUCUACACACACCUCAAUGGCCACCCUGUAUCUGAGAAAAGAAAAAAGGGUGCAAAAAGUAGUCCGUCUCCAAACCCUCCCGCACCAGCAGUCCGUCUCCAAACCCUCCCGCACCAGCAGUCCGUCUCCAAACCCUCCCGCACCAGCAGUCCGUCUCCAAACCCUCCCGCACCAGCAGUCCGUCUCCAAACCCUCCCGCACCAGCAGUCCGUCUCCAAACCCUCCCGCACCAGCAGUCCGUCUCCAAACCCUCCCGCACCAGCAGUCCGUCUCCAAACCCUCCCGCACCAGCAGUCCGUCUCCAAACCCUCCCGCACCAGCAGUCCGUCUCCAAACCCUCCCGCACCAGCAGUCCGUCUCCAAACCCUCCCGCACCAGCAGUCCGUCUCCAAACCCUCCCGCACCAGCAGUCCGUCUCCAAACCCUCCCGCACCAGCAGUCCGUCUCCAAACCCUCCCGCACCAGCAGUCCGUCUCCAAACCCUCCCGCACCAGCAGUCCGUCUCCAAACCCUCCCGCACCAGCAGUCCGUCUCCAAACCCUCCCGCACCAGCAGUCCGUCUCCAAACCCUCCCGCACCAGCAGUCCGUCUCCAAACCCUCCCGCACCAGCAGUCCGUCUCCAAACCCUCCCGCACCAGCAGUCCGUCUCCAAACCCUCCCGCACCAGCAGUCCGUCUCCAAACCCUCCCGCACCAGCAGUCCGUCUCCAAACCCUCCCGCAUCAGCAGUCCGUCUCCAAACCCUCCCGCACCAGCAGUCCGUCUCCAAACCCUUCCACAUAAGUAAUGCAAUCAGACACUCCUGUCCACAUGUUUGCACAUUGCGUUUGUCUAUCUGCGAUCCCAGUAGCAAUGUCCAGCCAGGCAGACACAGGCCAGUGAUUCCCUGACCCAGUGGUAGUCCCCUGUAGGGCCCCUUGUGUCCAGAA
Molecule: messenger RNA, 1100 nt
Organism: Salvelinus namaycush (lake trout)
Lineage: Eukaryota; Metazoa; Chordata; Actinopteri; Salmoniformes; Salmonidae
Product: vegetative cell wall protein gp1-like
Exons: 3
Coding region: 1-954 (317 amino acids)
Source: RefSeq, a predicted model, not a curated record